AUGCAGCAGGACGCGACAGCGCCGCUGCCUCCGGGCUGGUUGAGCGCGUGGGACACGACCCACCAGGCACACUACUACUACAACGCUGCCGCCGGCAUCACGCAGUGGGAGCCUCCUGCACCGCCGCGGCCGCUCGUCCAGGCCGCAACGCCGGCCGCGCCUCCCGCAGCGAUAGCGCCGGCGGCAGCGGGGGCGCCCGUCGCGCCGGGCGGCGCAGCGGCGGCGCGCUACUGCUACUUGGACCCCUCUGGCGUCAGGCGCGGCCCCUUCACGGCCGCGGAGCUGCGCGGGUGGCGGCAGCACCUCCCCAUGGACCUGCGGCUGUUGCCAGUGGUGGACGAUCACAAGGGGGGCGCUGCGACGUGCAGCGGCGCCGAUGCGGGACACGGCAGCUGCACCGACGAGCAGCGGGCAGAGGGCCAGCUGGAAGGGCCGGGCCCUGAAGGGGAGCGGCGCGGGCCAAGUGGCGACGGCCAGGCGCCCGAAGGGGUGACAGGGGUGACAAGGGGUGAGGAAUCGCCGAGCUGUGCGGCGCCCGCGCCUGCCACUGCGGUGGUCGAGGCGGAAGCCCCAGAACGCCAAAGCGACAGCCUGCGGCCUGAGCCGCCUCAGCAGGGCCGUGAAGUGCAGCACGAAUCUUGGGAGCAGCAGCAGCAGCAGCAGCAGCAGCAGCAGCAGGAGCAGCAGCAGCAGGAGCAGCAGCAGCAGCAGCAACAGCAGGAGCAGCAGCAAGUCGAGGACACCCAGCGGCAGCAACAGCAGCACGUGGCGCAAGGUGACCCCAUCGCCGGCGGCGGCCAACUCCAGGGCGUGGAGCUGGCCGUGGUGCUGGGGGACGGCCCCCUCCUCGCAGCCUGGCGGGCUGCCGCCGCCCACUGGCCCCCGGCGCUGCGGAGCGUGGCGCCCGGCUGCGGCAGCGGCGGCGGCGGGGGCGGGGGCGGGGGCGCGCCCCGAGCGCCGCCUGCACCUAUCUGGGAGGCGUGGCAGCAGCAGCACCGCCACCAGCCGCACGAUCCCUGGCGUUGGCAGCAGCAGCAGCAGCGGCAGCAGCAGCAGCAUGCGCCAGCAGGCAGUGGGGCUGGUGAGAACAUGCCCAGCAGGGGAAGCCCUGUCAGCGGCGGCGGCGGGGUUGGCGGCGCCGGCGGCUCUUUCGCAGAGUACGCAGAGGCCGUGCUCGCCGGCCUGCCUCCUACCGAUGAUGCCGUCGUGCUGGCAAAGACAGCCCUGUAUUACGGCAGACCCCUAGAGGAGGUCAUGACCGCCGCCGCCGCCGCGGGCCCCGGCUCUUCCGCCGCCGCGCCGCCCUCCAGCCGCGGCGGCGGCGGCUGCGCGGGGUGGGACGUCGAGUUCGUGCGGGACCCGCGGAGCGGCCGGCUGACGGCGGUGUACAGCGGCGCCGGCGCGGCGGCGCCCGCGGCGGCGGCGCGGCUCUAUGGGGACCUGGAAAG
Monoraphidium neglectum is the source of this 1448-nucleotide messenger RNA. RefSeq lists its product as hypothetical. The transcript has a single exon. Lineage: Eukaryota; Viridiplantae; Chlorophyta; Chlorophyceae; Sphaeropleales; Selenastraceae. The record is from RefSeq and is a predicted model, not a curated record. Gene Ontology annotation, molecular function: protein binding. The annotation marks the transcript as partial.